AUGCUGGACGAGCCGCCGCGCCCCGACACGCCCCCCGCCCCCGCGCGCGACAGCGACGACGACGACGACGACGACAACGGGGGCGACGGCGCCGGGGAGUAUGACGGCGACCGCCAACGCUUUAGGACGUAUCAGCACCACGCGCCGCCGCCGCCGCCGUCCGCGCCCGUGGUGCUGCCGCCCUUCGUGCGGGUCAACCCGCACCCGCUGGGGCAGCCCGACGGGCCCGACUACCUGCCCGUGGACCACAAUCUGCCGCAGCUGCUGCGCCAGGUGACGGGCACCGACGACCUGGCGGCGGUGCAGAGCGUGCGCGUGCGCGUGGUGGCGCGCGAGACCAGCCUGCAGCGCCUCUGCCUCUACAUGCCGCACCUGCGCGAGCUCUACCUCGACGGCAGCCGCCUCGGGUCUUUGAGGGAUUUGGGCUGCGGUUUGUCGUCUCUGGAGGUGUUGAGCGUCGGGAACUGCGGCUUGGAUUCCCUGGACGGAACGUUCGGGCUUAUGACUCUCAAGGAGCUGUACGCAGUGGACAACACAAUCGACGAUGUCAGCAUGUGCACUUCCCUUCCUAAUAUUCGAGUAAUAGACUUGAAGAGGAACAUUGUGCAAGAUAUCGGUUACAUAGGAUUUCUGUCCAUUUGCACCGAUCUCAGAAAGCUUUCGUUGGCCGGAUGUCCCGUUUCAAGACUCCCAGGAUACAGGAAUGCUUUAAUAGAAAUGCUGCCGCAGCUACAAUCUCUAGACGGAGUUCCUGUGGAAGAGGAAAGUGAAGAGGAGGGGUUUUUCGACGAUGGUGGAGAUGAUGUGGAUGAAGAGUCCGAAAACGUGUAUCCGAGAGCAAACGAAGGGGAGGCACCUUCUGUAAACGGAAGUGCUUCAGGUGAGGAUUUGAACGAUUCAAUGUUCAACAACGCGAAUUCGUCGGGCGAUAACUCAUUGAAACAACUAUCUGACCUGUCCAGACACAUGUCAGAGGAGAACAGCGCACAUGACGACUCUUCCACUAGUUCUGGGUACGUAGCUACGAGAAGAAUGCCUUUCGUCGAAAGAAGAGCAAGCACUCCGCUCCCUAAAACGGUAAAGAAAAUGGUGCAGUCUGCGCGGGCAUCUGCAGCUUUCGGCAAAAUCGGUUUGGGCGAAUGUUCUGGUAAAAAACGGCCGUCAACAGCCUCCACUAGCGCUUCCAGCACUUCUUUGGACGAGGGCUGCGAGCCGCCCGUGCCGCUGCUGCGCACCGACGCGCCCAGCCUGCUCACGUCGGGGACGGUGAUGUGCGGGAACCUGGCGUCGGCGCUGCGCGCGCGCCGGAACAGGGCGAGCGCGUGGGCGGAGGCGCUGGCCGAGGAGGACGAGAGCGACGGCGCCAAGGAC
Molecule: messenger RNA, 1371 nt
Organism: Gryllus bimaculatus (two-spotted cricket)
Lineage: Eukaryota; Metazoa; Arthropoda; Insecta; Orthoptera; Gryllidae
Source: the annotation of a GenBank genome assembly